UGUCCCCCUGUGUUGUUUUAUGCAAGUUCCCAUCAGUUUAAUAUAUUCAUUUACAUGGACCAUAAUCCAGGCAGAUGUGUGUCAAGUGUACCAAGUGAAUAUUAAUUUGCCAAACUCUACGUAAUGGCUACUUUAUCUGCACUACCUGUUGAGUGCCGUCAUUUUAGGUUCUGGAACACAUUCUGUCGUUGCUGCCACUAGAUGUGUGGAAACAAGCGACUUUGGUUUGCCGUCAGUGGAAUGCUGUAUGUUCCGCCCGAAAAUGUAUGGCAAAUAUUGUCUUGAAAUUGGAGCCCUCUGAACAACAAGCAUCUGAAAUUUGUAGCCAGCUUUCGUCGAGUGAGCGUAAAUACCGACAUAUAAUUUUCCAAGGGUAUGAUGACGACUGCUAUGUGCUUCCCAAAAUUGUGGAACGAUUCAAAUGUAAUCUGGAGAGUUUAUUCAUUAAAGGCUGUUAUGAAUCAAGUUUGCAGCUGAGCAUUGGAUACAUAAAAAGGCUUUUUGAUAGCCUAACAAUGCUGAAAGAGCUGCGCAUUCAAACUAUGAUUGAUUUCGAAGAUGAUAUCGCCGAUGAAAAGAUCGUGCUUCCGGUAAUGCCGCAUUUACGUAUCCUGUAUUUGGAGUAUGAUUCUUUGGAAGCAUCUCGUUUUGACUGGCGUGAAAUUGCUCCAAAUCUAAAACAUUUGUACAUAUCGCAUAACUUAGCUAGCAGCAAUUUUAUAGAUUUGAUGAGUUUCUACGGGCAACAACUGACUAAACUUGGAAUUACUCUGGAAGGUGAAGAAUAUUGCAGUGUUGGGGACGAGAAUGUUAAGUUUCCUCUUGUGCGGCAUUUGAGCGUGAAAUGUUGGUCUAAACUGGGAAUCAAUCCUACUGAACGAUUGUUCAAAUCGUUCACAAACCUGUCUGAGCUUUCACUAGGACAUUACUUGUCAUCAGAACAGUUAUCAUUAAUAGUAAAAUAUCAUCCUUCGUUGCUUACGCUUCGACUGUAUGAUGCAAUGCCCGAAAAUGGACUGCAAAUGAUUUCAAAACUUCCAAACUUGCAGAGGCUGUAUUUAUUCCGAAUAACAUUGAAUCAUGAUGAACUUGCACAAACAGAUUGCUUCCACAAAGUACAGCAACUUUCUCUGAAAUAUGUAGAAGUUGGAGACGCAGAUGUUUUUUUCGCAAAAGUUUGUAUAAAAAUACCGAAUAUCAUCAGCUUAGAAAUAGCUGAAGCUGAGGAGAAACAAAUAUCAGCCGCCUGUAGACAUUUGUGCAAUCUGCAGCAGUUAACUGUACUUUUCGAAAACUAUAUGUCAUCUGAAAUGUUUCGGGAUAUAAGCCAAUUGAAUCGCCUUACUGAAUUAAAAAUAUAUAGCCAUGCACAUAAAUUGGUAUUCAACUGGACUUGGUUCUCACGAUGUCCUAAUAUCCUCAUUUUAGCAAUGAUGACCCAGUUUUCACCAUCAGGAAAGGACACCGAAGAGUGGAAAGCAUUUGCGGACAACUUCCCGUCACUAACAGUAUUUGAAAUUGCCAAAUGCAAACUUCAACCAAUAGCGAUCGAGUAUAUCCAAAACCGGCUCCCCAACUGCGAAAUAAGGCCCGUUUCACAGAAAGGACCAUUUGAAGCUGAUACAUGCGAUGCAACAUUACAGUUUCGUAACGAUGUGUAAAAUGUUCAAGUUUCCUUAAUUAAAAAAGCCGUGCCUUGUACGAAAGAAUGUGUUGUCAAAUGAAAUGAAACGGGCAUACUACAAUGUACAAUUCUGUUAGCAUUCAGUCAGUUUUUUCUCUUGUAAUAAUGUAUUAAAUGAUUGUUUCUAUCUAAAAUCGUGUUUGAUUAGAAAACUAUCAAACAUAAACAAGUUUUAUUCAGUAGUCUUGCGCUAUUCUGAAUUAA
Molecule: messenger RNA, 1888 nt
Organism: Armigeres subalbatus
Lineage: Eukaryota; Metazoa; Arthropoda; Insecta; Diptera; Culicidae
Exons: 5
Coding region: 267-1661 (464 amino acids)
Biological process (GO): protein folding
Molecular function (GO): alpha-tubulin binding
Source: RefSeq, a predicted model, not a curated record